CCUAUUAUUAUGGAAACGUAUGCUUAUUUAAGCUUGUGUUAAGUAUCUGUCUGUGUCACCAAUGUACUGUAUGUUGGUGCAUCUUCCUGCUUUCUUAAUCAUGAGAUCUGCUCUGGUUCCCGCAGGACAUGUCGCUAUGCACCGGUUGCACCUCGGCCCCCGGUUGCCAUGUCAUCCUUUUUUUCCCCCCCUUUAUCACCUCGCUUACAGUACAUGUAAGUCAGACAGCUAAUUUGCUUGCUCAUCUCUCAGAACAAAAACACAAAAAAAGAAACAAAGAAAUACCAAGCAACCUUUAUUCGUCACGGUUGUACAAACAAGUACGAGUGCUCCACCCCACACGUCGUCCCCUCCUUAACUGGCUGGGCUUGUUAGUGCUCACGCCCGUACCUGUCGCUCAGGGCUCAAGACACCUGUCACACACAGCAGACACACACUGAGUGGGACGCUACGAUCCUGCUUGGAGCCCAUCGGGAUACUAAAGCAACAGCAGCAGCUUGAUAAGAACCAGCAAAGAAGAAGAAGACAAAAGCUGAGCUGGAAUCAUGUCAAAGGAGAGUGAAAAAGAAACUGUGUUCCGGACCACCAAAGUCAGAACCAAGCUGAAGGACGAUGGCAGCUGGAUGAACCGCAGCAGUGAAUCUGAGGCUACGACUACAGAGAAGCCAUGGAUGGCAGAACUAAGAGCCAGACGUGAGAAUGCCGCAUCAACGGAAACCAGUCCAGUAUCCUCACCCACUUCGGCCCCACUAUCCAAUAAGGAUGCUUUCACCAAACUAGACAAGCCUGCUUCGUCUUCAACUACCAAUGGAAUUAGUGGCACAUCACACUUCAACAAAAGACCUUCAGAGGGCUACAAGAAAAUUGCCCCCCACACAGUGAAGCCCGCUACUGACAAUGUGGAAAACAAGAUUAGCAGUGAGGAGCAAGAGAAACGCACGACAGCAGCCAGCAAAGUCCUGCCCAAAUCUGCAGCCAGGGAGCGGUCUUAUGUGCUCUCAGCUGCAAAAAAAUUUGAGACUCAAAUAAAAGCAGCUGACACGUCAGUGGCCAACGACACUUCAUCAUUUGUGGCUAAAAGGGUGAAGAUUGCUGAUGAUGUUUCUGCAAUUCCACCCCCGCCUCUCAGCGCCGUGCUCCCCUCCGCCGUCACGUCUGUCACAUCUGUUGCUUCGGUCCCAGAGCCGCAACCACAAAACAUAGUCAAGACAGCUGUUGGGCAUGUCACUGUAAAUGAGACUCAGAAGGUGGAGGAGGCCCCCCCUGAACCUGUGAAAGAAGAUUCCCCUCCAUCUCCCCCUCCGGUGUCUACUCCCCCUGAACUCAACCCUGUUUAUCUUCACAUCGUUUCCACCCGCUCACAACUUGAUGAUUCCAAAGCUGCUGACACGUCUCCAAUGUCAGUCAAUGAGAAAGUACAAGAAUACAAACCAGAGCCUGAAACCUCUGAAAAUACAAGCUCCAGAGUUGAAACGCUCACCGCCAUGUAUGAAAAUCUCAUUCCAUUUGAAACCGAAACAACCAGCCUCAAGGAUGACGAGCCAGUGCUGGCAGAAGAAGAGGAAGACCCAGGGGAUGCUGCCUCAGAAGAAGGUGAUGAACAGGAACCAACUGCAGCACUCAACAACAACCAUGAAGCAACAACAGAGAAUCUCCUGGAUCUCAUUUCUGGCGAAGAGAAGGACCCCUCGAGCGCUCGUGUGACCACCACAGUGACUGAAAUCAGUCGAGAAGAACCUGUCGAGAAGAAGUCUGUUCUCCCCAGCCCGGGACGUUGGAGUCAGGAUCUCCUCAGUGAACUAGAAAGCCCCACAGAGACGGUUAAUAUAACCACUCAAACCAUAACCACUGUUACUGACAGCGAGGAGAAGGACCCCGUGAGCUCUCGUGUGACCACCACAGUGACCGAGUUCAGCGAAGAGAAGGACCCCUCGAGCGCUCGUGUGACCACCACAGUGACUGAAAUCAGUCGAGAAGAACCUGCACAGCCUGUUCUCCCCAGCCCGGGACGUUGGAGUCAGGAUCUCCUCACUGAACUAGAAAGCGAGGAGAAGGACUCCGUGAGCUCCCGUGUGACCACCACAGUGACUGAGUUCAGCUCGGCUGAUCCAUUUGAUCCAUAUCCGAUUGGGACCACAUCCCCAAACAGCUCCUCUGACCUGCUACAGCCCAUCUCAGAUCUUUCCAUCAACAGCGAAGAGAAGGACCCCUCAAGUGCUCGUGUGACCACCACAGUGACUGAAAUCAGUCGAGAAGAACCUGCACAGUCUGUUCUCCCCAGCUCGGGACGUUGGAGUCAGGAUCUCCUCACUGAACUAGAAAGCGAGGAGAAGGACUCCGUGAGCUCCCGUGUGACCACUACAGUGACCGAGUUCAGUUCGUCAACCCUUUUCUCGGAGAAGCAAGAUCCAGUGAUCGUGGUAAGCAGUAAGGCCUCGGACUCACUUGCAGAUGACAUCACCCCCAUCGACACCAGCGCCACAAGUCUCAGCACUCAUCGGUCGUGGGCGCGCACGUGGGAAACCGUGACUCCUCUGCAGACCCACAUCGAAGAGAGCGGAGAGGCUCCAGGAGAAGCCAGAGAAGAGGAUCAACAGACUCUGGUUAGGUUUGAGAGGAAGUCCAAAGAAGAUGACUCUCCGUGGGACAGGUGGACAUCGCCGUCUGUGUACACGAUCACAACCACCACAGAAGAAGAAGAGGAGAGCCCGGUGGAAUCACAGAUGCACACGGUCACAACCAUCACCACCAUCAGGGAGACCUAUGAGGAACAGGAGGACUUUGGGAUGAACCGGACCGUGCUACAAGAAGUCCCACGCCCCCCCUCACCGUCACCCUCACCAGAGCCGGAAAGCAAAAAGCCCUUCGUGUACCUGAAGGAGUACGUCAAUUCCACAGAGCUGUCCUCCCAUAACGCCACAGACAACAUCAACAGCUGGUCUUCCUCGUACUCCAGCUCGCUGUCCUCCCCCUGCACAUACUGCGGACAGCCGGUGGACAAUGAUGCCAAGAUUACCAUCGAGCACCUCAAUAUUAACAGCCACCCGAGUUGCUUCAAGUGCCACUCCUGCCGUAAGCCGAUGGGAGACCUCCUGUACAACAUGUUCCUGCAUGGAGGCAAAGUCCACUGUGAAAGCUGCUACUCUGCAGCUCUCGAUUGAUCGCAGCGGCUUUUCAUUAGCAUUUAAAGUGAGAAGCAGUCUCCUUCCAACCACAAGCUGGGGCUGCUUUGAAUGUAAGAAAGACAAGAGGUUUUAAGGUGACCCAAGAGACUGGAAUAGCGAGCAAUGCAAAUAAUUGCUUUUGAUGAGUUUUAUGGAAGACUACUUUUGUAUUUGUUUGUGUUCUUCUUCUUCUUCUUCUUCCUGCUGGUGGAAGCUCUACCUGAAACCUAUGAAGGAUCUGUCCAAAAUGAGUCAUAUCCUGGCCACGUUUUGAGCUUCAAUUUUUAUUUAGUGAAUGAGUAUUUAAUAGGAAAAUGAGGUAGAAAUAAAGUAGAUGAGACAUAAAUACAAUUUAUUGCAGUUUUGUCACUUUAUGGAGCCAUUAUUAGCCAUCUAGCUAUCAGCAAAUAAAAUCAUAAUUUGGUCAGGAUGUUACUCAUUCUGGGCUUAACUAUGUAAUUCAGCAAUACUGACUGGCAUUAUGGGAUAUAAAUAUCAUUUACUACUGUUACUUUGCUUAAAAACACAACAUUCUUCUAAAUACAUACUGAUAAAAAAUAUAUUUGUUGAUGCUUAUUCACAAAAUAAAACAUAUCUUGCUGUGAAAACAUGUAACAAAUGUUUGUUGUAUCAAAAACUUGAUUUAAAAAAAUGCACAUUUGUUUGCAUAAAAUAUUUCUAAGUAACUAAAGCUGUUUCCUGUAACAUGUUUGCAUUGUUAUAUUAAACGGUGCAUAGAAUUCACUGCCUACAAGUCAAAAGAAGCCAAUUAAGUCCAGUGGCUAGUGUCCUGAUUGUCCUCUCUCUCUCACACACACACACACACACGCACAGUUGGG
This is a messenger RNA of Doryrhamphus excisus (bluestripe pipefish), 4003 nucleotides long. The record is from RefSeq and is a predicted model, not a curated record. Lineage: Eukaryota; Metazoa; Chordata; Actinopteri; Syngnathiformes; Syngnathidae.